Phytophthora sojae is the source of this 1391-nucleotide messenger RNA. RefSeq lists its product as hypothetical. The transcript has a single exon. Lineage: Eukaryota; Oomycota; Peronosporomycetes; Peronosporales; Peronosporaceae. The record is from RefSeq and is a predicted model, not a curated record. Gene Ontology annotation, molecular function: amidinotransferase activity. Gene Ontology annotation, cellular component: mitochondrion. The coding region runs from base 40 to 1260 and encodes 406 amino acids.
CAAGCCCCCGCCUCGAUCCGACACCUGCACCUCUCCGCCAUGUCCGUGCUGCUCCGCUCCACCGCCAAUGCUGCGCGCAGCCAGCUGCUCAGGGCCGCGGCAUCACGGGGCUUUGCCGCCGCUGCGACUGCAACCGGCACGCCCAUCAUCAACUCGCACAACGAAUGGGACCCGCUGGAAGAGGUGAUCGUGGGCCGCGUGGAAGGCGCCACCAUCCCCGAGUGGCACGUGGCCGGCAAGGCCGUGUGGCCCAACAAGCACUGGGAUAUGUACAAGACCAAGGCCGGCCAGCCCUUCCCCAAGGAGCUCAUGGAGGGCGCUGCCAAGGAACUCGACUACCUGGCCAUGGUGCUCGAGGGCGAAGGAGUGAUCGUGCGCCGCCCCGAGGCGUCCGCGGACUACUUCAACGAACCGGUCACGACGCCGGACUUCACCAGCCGCUCGCAGCUGUACGCCGCCAUGCCGCGUGACGUGCUCAUCGUCUUCGGCAACGAGAUCGUCGAGGCGCCCAUGGCAUGGCGCUCGCGCUACUUCGAGUUCCGUCCGUACCGCAAGCUCAUCAAGGAGUAUUUCCAGAAGGGAGGCAAGUGGACGGCCGCGCCUAAGCCGCAGAUGAGCGACGAGCUGUACAACGAGGACUGGAAGGCCGAGAGUGGCGUGUUCAACUCGGUGGUGACGGAGUUCGAGCCCACAUUCGACGCCGCCGAGUUCACGCGCAUGGGGCGCGACAUCUUCACGCAGCAGAGCCAAGUGACCAACAAGUUCGGCAUCGAGUGGGUGCGCCGCCACCUUGGAGACGACUACAACAUUCACGUGCUAGACUUCCAGGACCGCAACGCCAUGCACAUCGACGGCACGUUCGUGCCGCUAAUGCCCGGCAAGCUGCUGGCGAACCCGUUCCGCCCGUGCAUCACCGGCCGACCGGUCAAGACGUACUCGUACAAGAACAAGGACUACGAGUACUGCCUGCCGGAGAUGUUCAAGGGCUGGGAAGUAUUCGUGGCACCCGAGCCGGAGCUGUCCAAGGACCACCCGCUGUUCUUCACGAGCCCGUGGACCGCGACGUGCAACGUGCUGGUGGUGCGCCCGGGCACCGUCGUCGUGGAGGCACACGAGAAGAAGGCGCAGCAGUGCUUCAAGGACUGGGGCUUCGAGGUCAUCCCCGUGCCGUUCCGCAACUUCAUGCCCUUCGGCGGCUCCUUCCACUGCGCCACCUGCGACGUGCGCCGCACCGGAACGCUGCAGUCCUACUUCGACUAGACCCGAGAAAGCGGGCCGGACGGAAGGCAAGUGGCAAGAUGAAGGAGAAGAUAAAGGCCGCGUUCAUGACGCGGUUGUGCUUAGCUCAUGCAUAUGAAAGAUUUCUCGUAAGGUAACUCGAGGGUUCAACU